Aspergillus tanneri is the source of this 1416-nucleotide messenger RNA. RefSeq lists its product as uncharacterized. The transcript has a single exon. NCBI's taxonomy places the organism in Eukaryota, Fungi, Ascomycota, Eurotiomycetes, Eurotiales, Aspergillaceae. The record is from RefSeq and is a predicted model, not a curated record. Gene Ontology annotation, biological process: guanosine tetraphosphate metabolic process. The coding region runs from base 1 to 1416 and encodes 471 amino acids.
AUGCACUCUUCGGCUGACGGACGGCACAACCAAGCGGACGACCCUGUUAUCGAGAGCUUUCUAGCUUUCUGGGAACGGGAGCGACCGUCUUACGAAGUGCUGGCCUCCUUGGCUUCGAAGAUAUGCGAAUUGUCCUUAAAAGGGAAAGUUAAUUGUGACGUCAAAUGUCGGGCGAAAGAAUAUGACAGCCUCCGGGCUAAGCUGUAUCAACGUCAGGCGACCAGACCUCAUCCUUAUCGCAAUCAUGAUGAGAUCGCACAAGACAUUGUUGACCUAGCCGGUGCCCGCGUCUUGUAUCUUUUCCCCCCGGACAAAGAGAAAGUAGAGACAAUCAUAGAGCAAAGCUUCACUAUCCUUGAGCAAAAAAUACAUGAUGGGACGCAAGCUUCUAAUUCCAAAGUGACAGAUCUAUAUCAUCCGGAAUAUCCAGGGUACUGUGCAACACAUUACCGCGUAAAUAUCAAGCCAGGGGACAUACCUGACGGUCGGGAGUGGGAUAAAACAAUAGUCGAGAUUCAGGUGAUAUCCAAGGCUCGAGCACUGUGGGCGGAUGCUUACCACGACACGGGCUACAAGCCGGACAUGCUCCCUAUCCUCGAGCAAGAGUUUUCGCUCGAUGUGAUCAGCGGACUCUCUGGGUUGUGUGAGAGCUUUCUGAAACACGUACAGAAAGUCACGACGGGUCGCGCUAGAGCUGCGGAUGCUAGCUUCAAGACGAAGUAUGCACUAGAAUGUUCGAUGCUGGAAUGGGCGGGAAGAACGAUCGGUCGCAAUGUCAAUGCCGUCGGUGAUAUUGAAACAUUGUGGGAGGUUUCGCAAGUUCUCGGUCUGAACACCCCUAAUAAGAUUGUGGGUGAAUUAAAGAAUUUGGACAAUCUGUCUGAGCUGUCAGUAAUAGACGGAGGGAGUCAAGGUGUCCAGCUUGACCUUGUCAGUCCUAUCUUGGCGAGACUGCUCGUUUCCGCUCCAGCAAGCAAAACGAUGGAGGAUAUACUCGAUGAAAACAGGCGAGGAGGACGGGAGUAUCACUUCAAGCUUGAAGUCAUUGUGGCCACCUUUAUUUGGUUAAAGAGUAUCCUCUCACCGCUCCCCUGGGAUGAACUGCUCCGAGAAAUGCGGCGAGAAAGGUGGUCAAGCAUUGCCUGGCUGUGUGAACGGUCGCCCAUAGACUUCUACCGCAAUGUCACCAACCUCUCCGCUGCAGGUCAGGGGCACGUCGACAAUCUCUGGCAUUUUUACGAGACUGACGAGCGGCACGCGGUUCGGUACGCUUUUUCCUUGUCGAGGCUGGGGUUAGUUAAAACCAGAGUUGCCCACUGGUCAAGGUUGUAUAACAUCUUUUUGCCGCUGCUGAACUUAGAAGACCCCUUGAGUCGCCGUCUCAUACCUGCACCGCCCCCUUUCCAGAGCGCUUGA